Phycodurus eques (leafy seadragon) is the source of this 3347-nucleotide messenger RNA. RefSeq names its product angiopoietin-like 2b (gene angptl2b). Bases 560 to 2089 code for a protein of 509 amino acids. The transcript is spliced from 5 exons. Lineage: Eukaryota; Metazoa; Chordata; Actinopteri; Syngnathiformes; Syngnathidae. The record is from RefSeq and is a predicted model, not a curated record.
CAAUAUAAGAGAGGGGGAGGCUCCAAGCACAAUUCGUCUUCUUAUUGAAACUGUGCUUGAAAGUUUUGAUUAUUUAAGAGUACCAAACAGGGAGAGAGUGAGAGAGCGAGCAAGAGAGGCGCAGCUGCGAGAGACAGCCCACUUGGAGCUCUGAGGCAGAAGUGAUGGAUUCAGCUCACCACAAAGUGACAAUCUUCUGAAGCGCCAAAGGCAGCGCACGACCUGGCCUGGACUCAGGAUAGUAGCCAACGUCAAUAUUGUCUCUUAAGACUGAUGCAACAAGUUCUUUCACAGUCUGGAAGUCGACCUUCUGCUGACCAGAUGAUUUUUUCAAAUAAUAGCCUUUCAAGCACUUUUACCUGUGCACUGCUGGAAUGGACUGAGAUGACAGAGAGCGAGUAACCAGACGAGGACAGAGCGCAGGAGGACCAAGCCGUCUCACUUGGGAUGACUUUCCGUCAAGAGGAACUACAGUUGGCUCAGCCGGGAGAGAAAGGCAACUGAGGGAGUCUCCUCAACACGCUUCAGUUUUCUUGCUUGGUGAGUUGGACACAGUCUGAUGGAUACCCCUUCAAUGGUCCUACUGGGGCUCCUUCUAGCUUCCGGGCUCGUCCGUCAGAUACAGGGGAGUGUCUCGGACAGCCGCCACAGCUUUACGGGAGCCCAAGAGUUCGAGAGUAGCGACGAUGGUCUGGAGAAAGAAUUUCUAUAUGCUGGUAGAAACAAACGCGCUCCCGCGGACCAGCAGCAGGACAAAUGCUCUUACACGUUCAUUGUGCCACAGCAAAAGGUGACGGGGGCUAUCUGCGUCAACUCCAAGGAUCCAGAGGCCACCCUGGAGAAUCGGGUCAAUAAGCAGGAGUUAGAGCUACUAAAUGUGGAGCUGCAGAAACAGAAGAGGCAGAUCGAGACUCUACAACAAUUGGUAGAGGUCGACGGAGGCAUCGUGAACGAGGUCAAGCUUCUGAGGAAAGAAAGUCGAAACAUGAAUUCCAGAGUUACCCAGCUGUACAUGCAACUCCUCCACGAGAUCAUCAGGAAGAGAGACAACGCCCUAGAAUUAGCUCAGGUGGAGAACAAAAUACUUAACCAAACUUCAGAGAUGCAAAUGCUUAGCAGUCGCUACAAAGACUUGGAGCAUAAGUACCAGCACUUGGCCUCUUUGGCCACCAACCAGUCAAGUCUCAUCGCCCUCCUGGAGGAGCAGUGCCAGGGUCGACCUCCUGCCCGACACGUGCCCGAGCCACAGCCGCGGGCGCAGCCGCCUCGACCGUCGCCGCCUCUUAACAGGCCUUACCAGCCAGCAGUCCUUCCUCGUAUUAACAAGCCACUCAGCAAUGAGAUACAGAGUGAUCAGAAGUCCCUACCGCCUCCGACUAUGCCGACCAUCACACACGACCCGUCCUCCACUGACAAGCCCUCUGGUCCAUUUAAAGACUGCCUGCAGGCUCUGGAAGACGGCCACACCAGCAGCGGCAUGUACUUGUUAAAACCGGAGAAUGCCAACCGUCUCAUGCAGGUGUGGUGUGACCAGAGACACGACCCAGGUGGCUGGACCGUAAUCCAGAGGAGAGUGGACGGCUCUGUCAAUUUUUUCAGGAACUGGGAGACAUACAAGCAAGGGUUCGGAAAUAUCGAUGGCGAGUACUGGCUGGGCCUGGAAAAUAUCUACUGGCUGACUAACCAGGGAAACUACAAGCUGCUGGUAACGCUGGAGGACUGGUCUGGCAGAAAGGUGUUCGCCGAGUAUGCCAGCUUCAGAGUGGAGCCCGAGGCUGACUUCUAUAAGCUACGGCUGGGUCGCUACCACGGCAACGCCGGCGACUCCCUCACCUGGCACAACGGAAAACAAUUCACAACACUGGAUAGAGACCAUGAUGCAUAUACAGGUAAUUGUGCCCACUACCAGAAGGGAGGCUGGUGGUACAACUCUUGCGCCCAUUCUAAUUUGAACGGCGUUUGGUACAGAGGAGGACACUACCGAAGCCGUUACCAAGAUGGAGUGUACUGGGCAGAGUUCAGAGGAGGAGCUUAUUCACUCAAGAGAGUGAUCAUGAUGAUCCGUCCAAACGCAAACACUUUCCACUAGCUAUGAAAAAAUGCAACAAAACAUAAAGGUUCAAAGAUCUACAUCGUCUUUAAUACAAUCGUAGUAUCCAAUUGUGUUGCUAUUGGUGCAUUGCUCAGGUACAUUACUGUUUAGUGCAGCGUGAAACCUUUCUCUUAUGUCCUCGCCUGUUCCCACCCACCUGAGAGAAAAACUCACUCACCGCAUUUACAUCGUGAUCACGGAAGGCAGCUGGGACUGAAAGAUAUUUUGCCCGUGCGUUAACAAACAUGUCAUGGAAGAAACGCACUGUUAAAAGUCUUCGGUUCACUUGCACCGUAGCACAAAUGUCUGCCAGGGAACAAACCACAAACAAGCGCUAAUAUUUAGAGUUCGUGAUAUGGCCGGUAUAGUCCACACAUAAAUGGUUAUAUGACACCGUUCAAUUGACUUUUGUGUGACAGAAAAUACAAGUUUGUCCAUCCAUCUAGCCGUUUUCUAUACCGCUUGUCCUCAUCGGCUGAGCUGAAGCCCGUCCCAGCUCGCUUUGGGCCAGAGGCCGGGUACCCCUGGACCGGUUGUCAGCUCUUCGCAGGGCACAUCCGGACAGACGACCGUUCACGAUUUAAUCUUCCAUUCCUCUGACAUGCCUGUCUUCGGAUUGUGAGAUGAAGCUGGAGAAAACCCACGCAAGCUUACGGAGAACACGCCCAGUCCUCCACCCUAGGGGGCCUGAGCCGAGAAUCCAGGACCUCCCCCUGACUGUGAGGCAGACAUGGUAACCACUACUUCACUGUACUGCCACAAGGUUAUCCAUAAUUUCAAAUUAUAUUGAAAAGGGAAUUACUUGAGUUAAUCAGAUUUGAGACAGAAACGUUCCAAUAUAUGUUCCACAGACACAAUGUAUAUCCAUUUGUACUAUCAGACACAGGAAAUGUAUCCCAUGACUAUUUUGUAGCUUCAUUCUAAAUAGAAGUUUAUAAUUCAUCAGAGCAGUGGCAUUGCUUUCUACAUGGGCACGUGUGGUCUAAAAUAUGGUGUAACGAUAUUGCAAUUUUCAUGUUCCCUGAUGUUUGACUUGGUGGCAUACAGAAUGUUGACUUUACCUUCUUGUUAUUUUUGAAUUUUUCAACUGCUUGAACAGUCAUCCACCGAUUUGCUUGUAUGAAUCAAGCAUUGUAUUUAGUGUAUAAAUAUGGAGGUUUGUUGAUGUCAAUGGAAACACAUGCGUUUGUACAUAAGAUAUUUGUAAUAUAAUGUAGUAAAUCCAUUUUAUGAAAACAAAAAACAAUAAAAUCUG